AUGUCACCUCCCACUCAGAUACACGACAACCUCGAUCUCCACCGCACCAUCCCUAGCCCUCAUCACAACCCAUUGCUCCUUCACUCUAGUCUAACCUUCACCGGAACUACCCCACCUCCUUUGCCACCCAAACUGCCCACCGUGUGGCCAACCACCACUGGCUUGAGUUGCACCCCACCAAUCGAUCGCCACUAUCCCCACCUAAGAACCCCAUCUCGCCGUUACCGACCUUCACCGCGGACAAGAUCCCCUCAUCGCGGGUCAUCACGACCACUAAGUGUGAGCCAUCAUGAUUUGCGUCUUCAGCUUGCUAUAGCUAGCCACAGCGCCAACCACCGCGUGCCUCUGAACUGCCAUCUGCGAGUCACCUAG
Molecule: messenger RNA, 372 nt
Organism: Sphenostylis stenocarpa
Lineage: Eukaryota; Viridiplantae; Streptophyta; Magnoliopsida; Fabales; Fabaceae
Source: the annotation of a GenBank genome assembly